Aphanomyces astaci is the source of this 1498-nucleotide messenger RNA. RefSeq lists its product as hypothetical. Gene Ontology annotation, biological process: fatty acid beta-oxidation. The record is from RefSeq and is a predicted model, not a curated record. Gene Ontology annotation, molecular function: acetyl-CoA C-acetyltransferase activity. Lineage: Eukaryota; Oomycota; Saprolegniomycetes; Saprolegniales; Verrucalvaceae. The transcript is spliced from 3 exons. The coding region runs from base 58 to 1362 and encodes 434 amino acids.
CGAAAACCGAAAAGAUCGCAGAAGCACCACACAAUUGCUUCUUCCGCUCCACCCACCAUGUACCGCAGCAUUACCCGUGGCUUUAGCUCCCGCCGCGUCGUCGUGGUCGAUGGCAUUCGCUUGCCGUUCCACAAGUCCGGCACCGUCUACAGCGACCUGAUGGCAUACGACUUGAUGCGCGAUGCCAUCAAGGGGCUCCUCGUCAAGACCGCGAUCGAUCCCGCCAAGAUCGACUACGUUCUGUGUGGGACCGUCAUCCAAGAAGUGCGCACGAGCAACAUUGCUCGUGAAGCUGCGUUGGGUGCUGGGAUCCCGAAGAAUAUCCCUGCUCACACGGUCACCCAAGCAUGCAUCUCGUCCAGCCAAGCCAUUGCCACGGGGGCGGAAAAGAUCCUUGCGGGUAACGCCGAUAUUGUGCUGGCCGGCGGCGUCGAGACGUUUUCGGACGUCCCCAUUCGCUUUUCCCGCCCCAUUCGCAAGCGUUUGAUCAACUCUGCGAAGGCCUUGAAGGCUGGUCCGUUGGGCAUUUUGAAGUUGCUUUCCGGCUUGAAGCUGAGUGAUUUGGCGCCCGAAGCUCCGGCAAUCAAGAACUUCCACACGAACGAAGUCAUGGGCAACUCGUCGGACCGUCUGUCUGCCCGAUUUGGCGUCACCCGAAAGGAAAUGGACGAAUUCUCCAUCAAGAGCCACAAGAAUGCCGCCAAGGCGCAUGCAGAGGGCAAGUACGACGGCGAGAUCAUUCCGUACAAGGGCACGACGCUCGAAAACGGCAUCAACCCCGACAGCAACUACGAAAAGGUGUCGUCGUUGAAGCCGGCGUUCAUCAAGCCCCACGGCACGCACACGGCGGCCAACUCGUCCUUCUUGACCGAUGGAAGCGCCGCGACCUUGCUCAUGUCCGAGUCGAAGGCGCUGGAGCUGGGCUACACGCCCAAGAGUGUCUUGGUGGACUCUGUGUUUGUCGGCGUGGACCCGUUCGAGCUGCUGCUCCUCGGGCCAGCCUACGGCAUUGCCCAGAUCCUCAAGAAGAACAACCUCACGCUGAACGACAUUGACCACUUUGACAUCCACGAAGCGUUUGCCGGCCAAGUGCUGGCCAACUUGAACGCGUUGGCCGACGCCGACUUCUGCAAGCAAGAGUUUGGAUGGAGUGACGCCGUGGGCAAGGUCAACCACGACAAACUCAACACGUGGGGAGGGUCGUUGGCACUGGGCCAUCCGUUUGGGGCCACGGGCAGCCGCCUGGUGAACACGGGCUCGAACAAGCUGGUCAAGGAAGGAGGCAAGUACGCGCUGCUGGCCGCGUGCGCAGACAGUGGCUUGGCCUACGUUGGCCUGCUCCAAAAGUACGAAAAGAAGUAAACGCCAAGAAAUAGUUCCCCGCAACAUAUUAUUAUUGGAAGAAUCACGACUUUGCACUUAAGUUACAUGUACAAGACGGGUCGCCGUUGCACACCGUCGGCAAUCAUGACCGAGAAACGUCGAACGUAAGUCCCAG